Molecule: messenger RNA, 5986 nt
Organism: Eupeodes corollae
Lineage: Eukaryota; Metazoa; Arthropoda; Insecta; Diptera; Syrphidae
Product: vitellogenin-A1-like
Exons: 3
Coding region: 61-5844 (1927 amino acids)
Biological process (GO): lipid transport
Molecular function (GO): lipid carrier activity
Source: RefSeq, a predicted model, not a curated record
UAAGCACUGAUCUAGAAUCACUUUUCCUAGAUUCAGCUUAAGCGUACACAAUUCAACGGCAUGAGAACUUCUUUAAUAUUCCUGACAAUCGUUGGAUUGGCUGCUUGCUCAACACCAUGGCAGGCAAACCAACAAUAUGAGUAUUCAUACACUGCAAAUACCCUUACUGGCUAUGGCCUAGGUAAGGAUCAAUAUGUAGGUAUCAUUACAAAGGGAAAAUUGAUUCUGCAACCUGAAUCGGAAUCCGUUGUUCGAGGAAAGCUGUCACAAGUCCGUCAUGCUCAUUUCCACGAUCAAUUGAAGGAUGGCUUCAACAGCAAAAUCCCCGAUCAAAAACUCAGCUUCAACGAUGAACCACAAUCUGAAUCAUUCUUCAGCAUCAACUAUAGAAAUGGUGUAAUCCGUUCCUUGGAUGUGGAUCAAUCUAUGAGUAACGACGAAGUCAACCAACUGAAAGCUGUUCUCUCCCAAAUGCAAGUUGACACUACUGGAGAAAAUGUCAUCAAAUGUCGCCAUAAUCAAUUACCAAGAGAAUCAGCUGGCCAUACUAAUGCUCUCUACAAGACAAUGGAACCAACAGUUACUGGUGAAUGUGAGACUUUGUACGAAAUGACAACAAUUCCAGCUUUCAGUGUUACCGAGCAAACAGAAAAAUGGGCCAGAGACACACAACUCAACGAAAACCUUUUACAAUUCGUGAAGACCACGAACUACAGCAACUGUGACGUACGUCGUGGGUACCAUUUCGGUAUCUCUGGAGCAUCAGACAUGAAACCAAACUCUAACCAGAUGGGAGAGUUCUUAUCCAAAGCUUCCGUUACCCGUGUUAUUGUUACCGGUCCCCUUGAACAGUUCACAAUCCGGUCCGUUGAAACCACAAACCGUGUCGCUGUUAGCCCAAUGCUCUAUGACGAUGAACAAGCUGAAGUUGUGAGUCGUAUCGCUCUUGAACUUGAGUCUAUUGCUCCUAUUGAAUCUUCACUAGCAGUCAAUGCAGAAAACUUGAUCCACGUUGGGAACUUAGUAUACCGUUACAACAUUCCCUCUGAUAACCAAAAUCAACCAAGGACAUCAGCUAAGAGUUCCAAUGAUGAAUUAUCUUUAUCCUCUUACCAAGAAGAACAUGGUCAGCGACACCGUAGAAACAUUGAAUCUGAUAAUCACAUCCAAAACCGAAAGCAUAUGUCAUCUUCUUCAUCUUCUUCCUCUGAAGAAUCUUCUGAGGAGUUCAACUCACACAGCUAUGCUGCCAGGUUUCCUCACCACUACCAACCCCACCCAACGACUAAGCAAGCCGCUGAACAACCACUUCACCCAUUCUCAAUCGGAAACAAGGGGCGCAGUAUCCAGUAUCAUAACUCCAUCGAUGUUGUUGCAGAAAGUCGAAAACUAGCUGAAGAAAUUGCCACCGAUCUGCAAUCACAAGCAGAAAUAGCAACCCGUGACACCUUAGAGAAGUACACCAUUUUGGCUGAGCUCAUCCAAACAAUGGACUUCAAGCAAAUUGAACAGAUGGUUUCUCUCCGCAACCAACGCCAAGGCAACAUGCAGUUAGAAGAACAAUUAGUUGAAAACACACUUCUGGAUGCCGUUGCUCAAGCCGGUACGAAUCCCGCCCUGUCAUGGAUAGUUAAAAACAUCUCCAACGGACAUAUUCGUGGAAGUCAGGUUGCAAGCCUUUUAGAAACAGCUUUCAAAAACUUGCGCACUCCAACCGAACCAAUUGUCCGUGAAAUUUUUGAGAACAUCAUCAAAAACGAAAAAGUCCGCAAAUACUCAGUGCAAUAUCCAAGCAUUCUCAUUAACUAUGCUGACCUGUUGCGCCGUGCUUACUCUGACAAAAGCUACGCUCACAACUACUAUCCCGUACAAGCGUACGGAUCAUUCGAAAAGGCUCUUGGUGAGAUUGUAACCAAGGAAAUUGUUCCCUGGAUGGGACAACGUCUGGUCGAGAACAUCAACAACAAAAACCAACAACGCAGUCUGAAGUACAUCCGAGCUUUGGGUAAUGUUGCACAUCCCAAAAUAGUUGAAAUCUUUGAACCCUAUCUGGAAGAUGAGAAGCGCGCUACAUCAUUUGAACGCUUGGCUAUUGUUGCUGCCUUUGAUAAAAUUGUCGAGUCAUACCCUAAGUACGCCCAAAAGAUUCUAUUCAAAAUCUACAGCAAUGUAGCUGAUGAACCAGAGAUCCGCAGUAUGGCUGUAGUUCUCUUAAUGCGUACUGACCCACCUACAGCUAUUCUCCAACGAAUGGCAAUGUCAACUUACAACGACCCGAGCACUGGUGUAAGAAGCACCGUCAAAUCAGCUAUCAACUCCGCAGCUCAACUGAUCUCAAAUGAAAACGCUAACUUAGCUGCAAACGCUAAGGCUGCUCAAAAAUUCUUGAACCCAUAUACUUUUGGCCUUCAGAACUCAAAAACGUCACUUAGAGAUCAUGUGGCCCAGGUUCUUCGAAUUUCAGAAGAAUAUCAAAUGAGUCAUAUCAUCGGAAAGGAUGAAUUCCCCAAUUUUAUGAGUUACACUUCCUGGAAGAACUACGGAGGCAUCAGUAUGAAUGAAGUUGAUGUCCAAGUCUUGUUGUCCAGCGUAAGAAAUGUAUUUGAUGCCAUCAUUUAUAAUGGAAAAUCCACUCUUUCUGGAUCUCAAACUUCAAAGUACACUGCACAGAAAAUUAUGAAACAAUUUGGCAUUAACUUCGGCUCGGAAAACAAUCGGGAAGCAGCAGGACAGAUGCUCUUUAAAAUAUUCGGGCGCAAGAACUUCCUAUCUUUCGAUGGAAAGACUCUUCAAUCAGCACCUGCUCAACUUGCCGGAAUUGCCCAAGAACUAAUGUCUGGCCACCAAAUGCAGUUUAACAAAAUUUAUGAUCAUCAACAGAUUGAGGUCGCCUUCCCUCUGGCUACCGGAUAUCCAUUCUACUACAGCUACAAGACUCCAAUAUUGGUACAAACAUUGGGAGACGUUAAGGUCAAGACUACACCCAGCCUCACCAACUCCAAGGCCUGGUCAAACAUUUACGACACUCAAGCUAUCAACGCAACUUCAAAGGUACGUUUCACUUUUAGCAUGGAAAAGAUCGGUAAGGCUGGUUUCAUUACUCCAUUCGAACAACAACGCUAUGUUGCUGGUCAAAUUCAAAAGGUACAAGUUCACGUGCCUAUGAGUGCUAGCUUGAAUAUUGAUUUGAAGAACAAUGCCAUAUCAGGAAAGGUUGCUCCCUUAGCUACUGACAACAAAGUAAAACUCUUGCACCUCAGCUCAUGGCCAUUCACUGCACGAAAGGACGCUCUCAGUCUCCGCCCAGUUGUUGAAGCCAAGGAAAUCAAAUUGAUCGAAGUUCGCCCAACUGUAGGAGACGACCAAACAUUCGGUGAGGACACCAUUGGUAUGGCUUUCAACUUCAAAUCACAACAUCAAUUCUCCCAAAAUGCUGUCAAUAGUAUGGAGCGCUUGCUUCAAAGAGAAGGAGUUAAGCAAUACGCUCAACUACCAAUGAGCCUAAUAUUGACAAUGCAGUCCCUUGUUAAACAACAAAAUAUUGUCAACCCAGCUCAAUUUUUGCCUUAUACAUUUGAACCAACUUCGCAAAGCACAACUUCUGGAAACAUUUUACUCUCCCUUCUUACAAUGCCUUUCUAUGAAGACAUGGACAAUACUGACUUGACUAAACUUCGUGCAGCUUUGUCUUUGGCUUCCUUGCCUUUUACUGAUGCUAGAGAAUUGAAGGAAACUACCCAACAAGACGACAUUUCUGCUAACGGUCCAUGGCCAAAGAGUGGAGUUGCCCAUUAUAAGUUUACUCUGAGUCUGGACUUGCAGCGCUCUGCCAACCAAGCAGUUAAGUUUGGAGUUCAAAUCGAUAAAAAAACAGACUUGAACGAAUUCAAUAGCAAGAAACCAUUAUCUUUUGUUGAUGAAUCGAAACUUGCUCUCGUAUCUGAUAUUGCACCUAACAGUGAGUCUCGUCGCGAAGAAAUGAUUUUGAAUGCAGCUCGUGACAUAAAACAAGCAACCGCAGCACUGAUUGAUUCAGCCUUGAUCUUUGAUGGAUCGAAGCCUGCUAAAUUCGUUGGAAGCCUUGCUCAAGCUGAUAACUCACUUGGAGAUAAGACACGUAUUUUGCUUUUCGGAAGUGUUAAGACUGCAAAUGGGGGUCCAACAAAACAGGUCUAUGCUUCUUAUAUCAGAAACUAUUCCAACGCUCCCUCUCUCAACUUUUAUAAUGCCCAGGAGCACAACGGAAAGUCAAAUGCCAAACUGAUGGUAAUUCUGGGAGAAGGAGGAAAACCAAAGAACACUAAAAUCAAUGUUAAGGUUAUAAUGGACCAAACGGAAAAAUACCAAACCAAACUCCUGCAAUCACAGAUUGCACAAGAAUGUGAACGUCAAAUGCGAGAAGAAGGCAAUAAACAAAUGUCUGCUUGCUUGAAGGCUACAUACCUUGCCAAUCUCCUUGAUCAAUUUCAUGUUAUUGUUGAUGUUGAACAGCCAACUUCGGAUGUAAAGAACUUUGCCCAAUCUAUCUACUCUGUCUUGAACCACUGGGGCUACUACAACAACAGGGUCGAUCAGUCCAAGAAAGGAGAAUCCGGUAAACUUGAUGCCAAGAUCAACUUCGAUGUAGUCCAAAAAUUAAUGAACAUCACCAUUCAGCUUCCAAGUGAACAACAAAACUUUACCGGUCUUCCUAUUCCCCAUAACGCUCGCUAUCUUUUUGCAGUACACCCAGGAAUGACUCUAAAAGAACUCGAUAUGAACCGCAACUCGGAGGUAUGCGUUAUUGAUCAGAGCAAAAUUUUAACUUUUGACAAUGUCGUAGCAAAAGAACAGACAUUUGGACAAUGCUGGUAUUCUGUGCUCCAACACAUCAAUCCUGCUAACGACCAAGAUGAGCUCUCUGUUCUCGUCCGCCAAGCUAACGAUGAUCAAAAUAAGAGAGAAGUUCAAAUUGUUACCUCAGGACAACAAAUCCAGCUUUUGCCAUCAAAGAAACAAAAUACGCCUGCUGAAGUUAUUGUCAACAUGAAAUCACAAGAAGUUUCCCAGAACUCUGCCAUUGAUGUUUACACACAAUCCAACCAAAAUAAGAAACUGGUUGCCCGCAUUUACUCAAUCUCAGACAACGAACUCAAGGUUGAACUACAUGGAUCAGAACUUAAAAUCUAUUACGACGGAGAAAGCGUUCGCCUACAAGCUGAUCCAAAAUUGAGGAAUCAAGUUGUUGGCCUUUGCGGAAACUACAACGGUGAACAAUAUGAUGACAUCGCCACGCCUAAACAGAAGGUUUUGCAAAACCAAAAGCACUACACUGCUCACUGGGCUGUUAUGGACGAAACCUGCGACUCUCAGGUGCAACAAGCUCAACAAAGAGCACAAUCUGAUCGUUGGUACGAAGUAAAGUACCAGGCUGGAAAUGUAGUUAGCAACUUCGAAAACGGAAAGAAAUUCGAAGGCCAACAAAAAUCUGACCGCCAAUGGCAAAGCUCGGAAUCAUCAAGUUCUGAAUCGAAUGAGGAUGUGAAAAGUCAACUAAUAAAGAACCCUAAAUCUACAAAAGGCGAAAACCAAAAUUCUUGUGAUAUCGAACAGCGGGUUCAGUUUGUCUUAGACGGUGACCAAGUCUGUUUUACUAAACAGCAAGUUCACAGUUGCCCCAAGAACUGCGUAGUCGAAAACCAAAAGGAAAUAGAAACCGAAGCUCAUUGUCGUUCUCAAAAGGACUCAGUUGCUAAGAUGUUCAUGCAACAAAUUCGUCGUGGAUCAAAUCCAGACAUAAAUUCCAAGAAGACUAACAAGCAUGUCAAGAUCUAUGUCCCAAUGAGUUGUGCUAUAAAACAAUAGGAGUACAGCAACAAUUUUUAUAAAUGUACUCCGAGAAUAUUGUUGAAGACAUGAAAAUAAUUUGUAUGUUCAGGAAAAGUUGUGUAUAGUGUUUUUUUUUAAUUUUAAGUUUAAGGUGAAUAAAAUAAUUUUUCGCAAAAUA